AUGGAAUAUAUGCCGCAUGAUAAAAUGAUGAUCAAGGAUGAUAUUUUAAAAAGAAAUAUUGAUCAGACAAAGUCAACUGUAGACGAAUCUGUUCUAUGUUCUAAUAAACGCAAUUGUGUAGUAGACGGUGAAAAUUUUCAUCAAAAGAAUUCUACGAUAACUCAAAGACGUAAAUUAAUUCCUAUUAUUUUUCAUUUUGCAUCUGAAGAAAGCAUCGAUAUUCAUAAAUCUGCAUUAUCAACUAUUAAUUCAUCACAAUUAGAGACUGAUGAAAACGGAAAUGAAAUUAUGGAUAAGAAUAGACCGAAAACUAGAUCAUGUCAAUCAGAAAUCAUACUAUCACAUCAAAUCGGUACAGCAGUUGAAAAUAAUUCAUCAUUAUCGAUAUCAAAUACUCUAUUAGACAGAUCAUUAAGCGAUUACAAGUUAACUACACUUCAUAUUUCACCACACAACUCUAUCGGCUGUACAUGGAAAUAA
Rotaria socialis is the source of this 480-nucleotide messenger RNA. Lineage: Eukaryota; Metazoa; Rotifera; Eurotatoria; Philodinida; Philodinidae. The record is from the annotation of a GenBank genome assembly.